CUCGCAGACGGUUUCAGUUGACUUGUGAAAUGAUUGGAAAAUUAGUCUUGUCUCUUGCCGUUGGUGAAUAUGUUGUUGUUCGAAAAGUAAAGUAAUAAAUAUUGUUAUCCGAUCGAGAGUGAGUUUUUUGUUUGAAUUUACCUCAAGUGUUGUUACGGUUUUUUUUUCAAAAUCUUUUGUCGUUAUUUCGAUAAUUCGUUAUUUAUUUUCUCGAGUGGUUUCCACACAAAUCCGUCAAAAUUCUUCAACAAAUUCGUGAAGUGUUUAUCAUUUAUUUAAAAUUCGUCGCUCUUACAUUGGUCUUAUACCUUUUGAUGAAAUGGUAUAUGAUGUGGAAUGAUGAUGAGGACAAAUAAAUAACAUUUUUCGAUAUAUAUAUAUGCAUUCAAAAUCGCUAAUGAACAUUGAAAAUGGCUGUGUGUAAAGUCGUUCGGUAUUAUUAAAUGUGUGCGCGGUGUUGUGAUAGUAACGUUGCCCAGAGAGUUGCAACAGAGCUUUUAUAAUCGAGUCAAUAUCGCAAAACAACGUCACAUCUAAAAACGUGAAAGUUACAACAUAUACAAUACCAGCUGAGCUGAGUGUGAUUUAUAUAAAACAUAAAAAAUAUAGCUGAGCCAAAACCUCACUUGCAAAAGUUGAAAAUAUCACUUUACAAUCGUUUUUUUAUCGUUAAUUAUUGAGGUGGUGUCUUAAAUGAAGUUAAAAUAAAACAAUAUUUGAUUGAUCAUUUCGGACGGACUUAUUAAUUAUAAUUUGUUUGGAAUUAAUUUGUUUUGAAUUGCGUUACACAUAUAUUUUCACACAAUUUUAAUCGUUGGGAUAGAAAUAGAAACAAAUUAAAAAAAACAUAAAAAGUUUCCGAACAACUUCCACUAAAAGACGAAAGAGUUACCUAACUGAAAAAGUAAAUAAAUCAAGUUGAAUAUUAGAGUUUUCAAAGAGAUUUAUGCGAUGAACAGGAUGAAGCGUUGGCUGCUACUAUUAGCAGCCGUUGUUGUUAUAUUGCCAAACGCGCAAGCACUUAGGGCAACCUCACUGAUAUUUGGUAAAAAUUCUGCUUCAUCAACGACAUCAACCUCGACCACAACAACGACAGAGCCAGCUGUGGCCGAUGAUAAUGAGGAAGUUCAUUCCGACCAAUUAGAUGAAGAAGAAGUGACAAAGCCUCCACUAACAGGCAUUCCGCAAAUAGACUAUGUUUGGGAUCCUAAUCUACCGAGAGAACUGAAUGGAUUCAAUUUGUCGUCAUAUCCAUUUUUGAAUAGUGUACCUGAUGCAGAGGACAUAGACUUUAAAUGUGAUGGAUUACAUGACGGAUUCUACGCUUCCAUUAAAUUCGGGUGUCAAUUGUACCAUCACUGCAUUUACGGUAUUCGACAUGACUUUUUAUGUGCGAAUUUCACAGCUUUCGAUCAGAAGACUUUUAUAUGUCACUUCGUGUCUGAGGUGAAUUGCAAAAAUUCCGCAAAGUACUGGUUUAGAAAUGAUGCUCUUUACCGUGCAACUACAACCACCACAACGACAACAACAACGAUUGCUCCACCUCCAACAACAACAGAAAGACAACGAAGACCCGUCGGAAGAAAACCACUGAGGCGAAGACGACCACAAAAUGAUUAUUAUUACGAAGACGAGGAAUAUGAUGACUAUGCUGUCGAGGAACGAGUUAAUCGUAGACGAAAACCAGCUGUUAGGAACCGAUAUCGCCCAGCUUACGAAGAUGAUUACCCAGAGAAUGACAGAGGAUAUGAAGAUGAAGAGCCGCUAGACGAAGAUUAUGAUUAUGAACAGAGAACUCAAACUAGAAACCGUAAUCGACCAGCAAACAAUCGGCGAUAUAGAAAUCGAGAAAGAAAUAAUCGUCGCAAUUUGAAUGAGCAACGAAGCACCAGUCGAUCGCAAGACGAUGAACCAAGAAGUGUGGCUGAUGCAGUGCAGCCAGAACCAACUAAAAAAUUCAAUCGGGAUAGAAGACCUGUACCGGAUGAACGAGAAAGAGUCAGAGAUCGCGAUAGAAAUCGCUACGUCACAAACAAUAAACGACCAUUGAAGAACGAAGACGACGAAGAACUCGAAAUUGAAUAUGAAAGGCCUCGUUCCUCCAAUUAUGACGAACCUGAAGAAGAAUUGCCGCCAAGACGAAAUAACUUCAGAAAUUCACAAACAGAAAAACGUGUCAAAGGUCGAACAAGUCCUGCAGUAAAUCGAGAUGAUUUUGAAGAUCCGCCACCUCCACCACGCCGAAAAAAUGUGAGAGAAGAAAUUCGCGAGGAAGAGCUGCCUAAAGUAAGACCUUCAAGUAAUGGUGCAUCUGUUUUCAAUCGUCCAAGAGUUGCACCAAAAAUUAGCAGACCAGUCCCACUUAAUGAAAAGCAGAAAUACGACUACAAGAAGAGCGAGAGUGCACCUGUUACAGCAGGUGAAAAGGAUGAUUAUUAUGAUGAAUACGAAGAUGAACUUCCGCCACAAAAGACAUCAUCUAAGACCGAAGUACGACCACAAGCCCAACAUAAAUCGAGGACAAUUGUUGCACCGCCAGGUAGAAAUCCCAGACCAUCCAUUAAAGAUGAAAUUCCGAAAGAAGAGUUCAUCGAAGAGGAAUAUGACGAUGUCAUUGAAUCCGAACAAGAACAAGAAACAAGUCCAGAAGUGAAGCCGAUCUCGAAGAGUGACACCAAACCAUCAAGAGUUACUGCCCCCGACCAAGAUCUUAAUACACAAAUGAGAAGAAAUACCGCCAACGAUAAUAACGAUAGAGCGCCUGUUCCAUCUGGUCCUUCCACCGUUCAGUCAGAGCAACAGCAAAGAAAUAGGGAUAGAUUCCGAAACAGUUUCCGGCCACAGCAUCGACAGACAACAGAAGACACACCGAAGGAACCAGUUCAAGUGCCCUUAGACGACAGAGGCAGAAACGACGAUCGAAGCAGAAACAAUCAGAAACAAAAUUCUGAUCAACAAAAUUUCAGGACUAAAUCAAGAAACAAUUUUCGAUCUAAUGUAAAAGAAGUGCGACCUUCAAUAAUCGAAGCACCAACCGCUGUUGAUGAAGAUUUUGAUAGUACACCUAAGGAAAUUCCACAAAAAUCACCAAUUUAUGUUCCAUAUAAACCAUCUACGAGCAGACUUCCUCCGACAGCAAAGGAUAUCAGUCCUCAGGUACAUGUAGAACCACCCCUAAUCGAUGAAGCACCCAGACGUGCGCCAACUUAUAAAAAUCAACAACUUCCUCCAACCGGUACAGACUCACUAAAUGACGACAUUGAAGUACGUCCCGCUGUUCGAGUUGUUAAGCGACCAUUUUUACCUAGUAGAGGUGGCAGUCCAUAUCUACCAAGAGGUCUUCGUCCCGUUGGAAGUUCGGAAGAAGAAACAUACAACAUUGCUUCAAGUAAAGAACAACUGCACGACGAUUCUCGACAGCCGGAAGAGCACAUACCACCACAAUCAACCAGAACUGUAAACUAUGAUCAACGACAACAUUUUCCUGGGCCAUUGACCACCCAGCCACCACAAGUAGAUCCACCGAAAGAUCCGUUAGAGCACAUCUACAGCGAAUAUGAUGUGACAUUGAAUGAUGCACUGAAUCCGACUCUGAAACCGCUAGUGACGAGUCGAGGAUCACCGAUUGGCUUUUCGUUAAACAGUAAAUAUGACCAGCAGUAUUCGUAUGUUCCGUUAAACACGGCUACGGCACAAUCGAGAAGUUCCGUUGUACAGGUACCGUACGACGAUAGAAAAUUUAAGACUUAUGUUGAUGAGUACGAAUAUUAAGAGAAAUUUACUAAGUGUGAUUCUAGCUCAUCGCCGAAGAUUUUUUUGGUUUGUUGUCUUCGGAUAAAUUUUUUGUAAGACUAGAAAUUGUUUACAUCGGUCAUACUUAGUCGUGAAUACUCAAUUAAAGUGAUAAAAGUUUUGUGAAAAUUGUAAAAAUUUCAAUUUUUUUUUAUUUAAUAAAGAGAACGUGGUAAGUCUUUGGCUUUUUUAACGAAAACAAAAAC
Messenger RNA from Bradysia coprophila, 3998 nucleotides. RefSeq lists its product as uncharacterized. The record is from RefSeq and is a predicted model, not a curated record. Lineage: Eukaryota; Metazoa; Arthropoda; Insecta; Diptera; Sciaridae. Gene Ontology annotation, molecular function: chitin binding. Gene Ontology annotation, cellular component: extracellular region.